GCGGCGGCACCUGGCGGGCGCGCAGAGCGGGCGGGCGGCGGGACGGGCUCCGCGCCGCGCGUAGGGCGGUGGCAGCGGAGCGGAGGAGGCUGCGCUCGGCCGGGAGGCGCUCCGCGGGAGGGACCUGCGCAUCCUCGCCGCGCCUCGCAUCGCCUCGGCGGGCGGAGGCACCGCCAGCGCCCGCCGCUCGCAUCCCUCGGCUGAGGCGGAGGAGAGCAGGAGAAGCAGCAGGAGGAGGAGGAGGAGGAUGAGCCGCGCGGUGCUGGCCUGGCUGGCGCUCUGCGGGAGCCUGGCGGCGCCGCGCCCCGCCCGAGCGGAUGUGUGCGACUCCAACCCCUGCCAGAACGGUGGCAUCUGCCUGUCAGGGCUCAAUGACAACUUCUACUCCUGCGAGUGUCCCCAGGGCUUCACGGACCCCAACUGCUCCAGCCUUGUGGAGGUUGCCUCCAUUGAAGAGGACCCAACUUCAGCAGGACCCUGCCUUCCCAAUCCAUGCCAUAAUGGUGGGAUAUGUGAAAUUAGUGAAGCAUACCGAGGCGACACAUUCAUAGGCUAUGUUUGUAAAUGUCCACAGGGAUUUAAUGGGAUUCACUGCCAGCACAAUGUGAAUGAAUGUGAAGCUGAACCCUGCAGGAAUGGUGGAAUCUGUACAGAUCUUGUUGCCAACUAUUCCUGUGAAUGUCCUGGUGAAUUUAUGGGAAGGAACUGCCAGCAGAGGUGCUCUGGCCCACUAGGGAUAGAAGGAGGGAUUGUGUCAAACCAACAAAUCACUGCAUCUUCCACUCACCGAGCUCUUUUUGGACUCCAGAAGUGGUAUCCCUACUAUGCACGGCUUAAUAAGAAGGGUCUUGUGAAUGCCUGGACUGCUGCAGAAAAUGACAGAUGGCCAUGGAUUCAGAUAAACCUGCAGAAGAAGAUGCGAGUCACUGGAGUUAUAACCCAAGGUGCCAAGAGGAUUGGAAGUCCAGAAUACGUAAAAUCUUAUAAAAUUGCCUACAGUAAUGAUGGGAAGUCAUGGACGAUGUACAAAGUAAAAGGCACAAAGGAAGACAUGGUGUUCCGUGGGAACGUGGACAACAACACCCCGUACGCCAACUCCUUCACGCCGCCCAUCAAGGCCCAGUACGUCCGGCUGUACCCCCAGGUGUGCAGGAGGCACUGCACCCUCAGGAUGGAGCUGCUUGGCUGCGAGCUCACAGGUUGCUCUGAGCCCUUGGGGAUGAAAUCAGGACACAUCCAGGACUUCCAGAUCACUGCCUCCAGCGUUUUCCGUACCCUCAACAUGGACAUGUUCGCCUGGGAGCCCAGGAAAGCCCGGCUGGACAAGCAAGGCAAAGUUAAUGCCUGGACCUCCGGCCACAAUGACCAGUCACAGUGGUUGCAGAUUGACCUACUCAUCCCUACGAAGAUCACUGGGAUAAUCACCCAAGGAGCUAAAGAUUUUGGCCACGUCCAGUUUGUGGGAUCCUACAAGCUUGCUUACAGCAACGACGGGGAGCACUGGAAAAUAUACCAGGAUGAAAAGCAGAAGAAGGACAAGGUGUUCCAGGGGAACUUUGACAACGACACGCACCGCAAGAACGUCAUCGAGCCGCCGAUCUACGCCCGGCACGUGCGCAUCCUGCCCUGGUCCUGGUACGGCCGCAUCACCCUGCGGUCCGAGCUGCUGGGCUGCGCAGCCGAGGACUGAGCCCGCCCUGCUCCUGCUGUAGAAGAAGCUUGUAGGAUGCUGAGUGGGGUUUUUCCAUGAACCAGUGCUCGCUCAUUUUUAUGGUAGGCCGCUAGCUGUCUUUCGCCAGGAGGUCUAAGCCUGCCCUUUUAAAACGAUCCAAUCCGGUUUCUUUGCCCUUGAAAUCUGUUGGUGUUGUCCCUUCUGCUGUGGAAUUAUCCUCCUAGUUCUCCUUUGGGUUGUUCACCACCAGUUGAAACGCGUUGAGGGAAAAAGAGAAAGGAAAAAACAAAAAAACAGCAGCAUCCUUUUUACAAGGGAAGAGAAAUAGUGUGACGAAGCUCAUUUGCAGCUUCAGGAACAUUGGGCUGACGAGUUUUCCAUAAAUUAUACCACCGUCUUACUUGCAAAAAGUGAUACUGCAGCUUUUAGCAAUAAGUUUACUUGGGGAUGACUGCAUUAUAGUAAUUGUGCCUAUCAAACACUGUCAGUUCUUACGACAUAUAUUUUGGGAAAUUUUCCAUGGUACUGUUAAAACAUGGUACCUGUGAUGUUAUGAGCUACCUUUCACCACUUUCAUCCAGACAGAAGAGUCCAUGCACCUGGAGGGUUUUCCUAACUGCCCCAUUUUCCUUCUCAAUUUUGCAUGCUGUAGACACGGCCUCCAUCUUUUUUCUGUUUAGUAUCACACUGUGCUGGUGUUGUUUUCCUUGGAAGAUGUCACCUGUUUGCAUAUGUAACCAAAUCUGUGUAUUAUGAAGCUAAUGAAUUUGCCAAAGUUUAUGAAUUCUCAAAGUUUCUGUGCUUUUUCUCGGAGACCAAGGUGAGGCACCAGGGUACUUGUGGUGUCUCAUCUUGGGUGCCCACACAUUCCAUCAGAAAUCCCAUUCCAGGAUGAUUUCUCCAGGGGUGAGCACACAGCCCCAGACUGUGACCUGCCCACCCCAUCACUGCUUUCACAAAUGUUCCAAAUUCCAGCGAGGAGGAAAAUGUGGGGUGAAGGAACCAGGUGCUAAAAGACACACUGGAGGAAUGACUCCCUUACUGCCAGGAAACCCUCUCUCUUUGGGCUCUUCCUAAAGUCACAGCUUUCCUCCCCAAAAUGUAAGAGGUGACGUAGGAGCGCACAAAAACCUGGCACUUGUCACCCUCUGCUCCUAAAAAUUCUUUUCAGACACACACCAGUGAGCCACGAGGAGGCUGUAUUUCCUAUCAUACCCCAUCUACAGGAAUGCUUUCACACACAGCAUGAUAGCAACCCCAGCUUAAAAAGUAGAUUUUAGGAGGAAAAGUGGAGAAGUAGGGGGGCAUUCUCCCCCAUGCCUCAGUUUCCCCUGAUGAUUGAGAUGACAGCACCAAUGUUUGAAGAGCAAUCCAAGUUCCCUUGGAGUAAAGUGCUCUGUGACUACGUUAGAGCAGCACCUCAGACUAAAAAAGAUCCCGGGACGGGGAGUGAGGGGACGUUUUAUCUGUUACCUGAAACAACAGCACUUGGGAUUACUGCCAACCUUUUAAUUUCAUAACAUGCUGAUGUGGAGAGAAAGAGAGAAUGAGAGAGAGAGAGAGAGAGAGAGAGAGAGAGAGAUGCAGCUGCAUGUUUUAGCAAAUGUCACUGAACUUAUAUUUUCUGUCACUGUUCCAUUCUCACCAAAACUCUGAACUUGGGCACUGCUUCCCAGGCCAGCAGCUAGCUGGCCCACAAUCUGCAAAGGGCAAAGUUUACCUUGGAAACAAAAUGGUUUGGAUUUCGGAAAAAACCUGCAUUUAAUCACACAUUCUCCACCACAGACUAAAUAUAUAUUAUCCAUUGAACUGUGAAAGACUCUAGAAUAGCAGCCAGGAAUUUUACAUACAAGAAUUGGGGAUAUAAUGGUGGCGGUUUUCUGAUAGUGUCACUUAAACUGUCACAUUUUAGCAAACAGAACACCCUGCCUCUACAAAAUGACUUAAUCCUUAAACUGUAUUUAUACAAGUAUUUAUUUUAUAAGGCUUAGACAUUUAAAGACUUCUAAAGAAGAGUCCUGUAAAGGUAAAAGUAUGUGUAAGAAAUGUUGAGGUCCUGUGCAACACUGCUAAGUUUGUUCUUUAUUUUUUACUUUGUGCUGCAUAACAAAAGCCACUAGACUGUUACUGUCUUGUCUGUAACUGUGUUAACAGCAUUCCUUAAUGAUGUAUAUAUGGAGUGGUCUUCAAGCAAAAGGAGCAAUUUUAAAGAGAAAGUCAAUCACUUUGGUGGUACUUCUAACGAGAAAAAAAAAAUCUGAAUAAUGGAGGACAAGUCUAUCCCUACAUUAUCUGCUGCCUAUGUUUUGCAAUUUAAACUUUAGAUUAAAAAGAAAAAAAAAAAAAAAAAGAAAAAUAUGAAAACUCGUCUUUAGAGUAUCAACACACAAUACUUUAAGAGGUUUAAAUACAUUUUCCUAUUACGGGAGACCAGUUGACCCUGAAUUUAAUUACAGAUAUGAAGAAUAUCGUGUAGAUAUUUCACUAACUGACUGUAUUCAAAAAACAGAAGGCCAUAACAGAAAAUUAGACUUGCUAGUUUAAAAACUUGUGUAAAUGUUCUUUGGAAAUAUUUGGUUUCUGUUCUUAAUGUUGGUGGGUUUUUUUUCAUGUAAUUCCUCUUUUGUGACUUCAGUUUUGCUUUUGAAUUAAUAUUUCUUGGUUUAGUAAAUUAAUUGCAACCCCUUCAUCUGCAUAUAGAGUUUUCAUGUAACACAAUAGUUUUAAUUUGGCACUAAUUUUGUGCUGAGUAUUUCCACCCUCAUGUCCUGGGUCAGCUGUCAGCAGUCUUCACGAGAAUAGCUCUACACCUUGUGAUAACACUCUACAGCAAUUCAUUUAAAAAUCAUAUAUCUGACGCCAUUACAAUUUCAACCUGCAUGCUAGGAGCUUUUCCAAUUACAUUAUUCCCCAUGUACCAAAAAUCCUUCUUGGAAUGGCAUUUCUAGCACCAAAUUCUGCUCCCAAUGCCAGCAGUAUCAGUCUGAAAUAGCUCCUGGUUUAAGUGGAAUCCUUCAGAUUCAACAAAGCAGGUGGGAAUCAGAUUAGGGCAUAGAAUUAAACUCUUUCAAUUUGAUUUUAUUCUGUUGUCUUUCAUUGCAAUAAGGGGCAAGUUAUAAAUUAACACAACUGUUUUCUCCCAGUGAAAGCAACCAGCCCCAAAAAACCAGAAGUGCAGGAUAGGAGAUGUCCCUUAAGAGAGGACAGAGAAAAGCUCGGAAAUUAUCCUUCUGUAUUAAAUGUUAACAAUGACAUUGAACAAGGCCAAAAGUGUUCUCCUAAUUAAAUUUCACCCUAAAACAGUCAAGUAUUUGUAGGCAAGCUUCACCUUUAUGUUGCUAGGUAAUGUGCUACAUUUAUAGCCUGGGAAAUAAAGCACUGGCAUGAGGCUCCUUUUUAUCGGCGUUCGGGACCCGUUCCCCCACUGGCUCUGGAUCCAAGGUUGACUUUCUCUUUUGGAAUGGCUCCAUACAAAUUAAGUGUCAGUUUUGAAGACUAAGGAUACUAAAUGAGUGUAUCUUUGCUAUACAACCAAUGUGAACUAUAAUAUUUCAGUGCUGGCUUCUGAUGUGUCAGUAAGUACAGAAGUAUCUCGGACACAAACAACCUUUGCAACCUUUCAAGCUGUGUGAUAUUCAAAUGGUUUUGUAUAUACCUAAAUCAUGUAGAGCGAUGUAAAACCAGUACGACCUUGUCUAGUCUUCAAACUUAACAAUAAAACUUUUGAAAAAUGA
This is a messenger RNA of Taeniopygia guttata (zebra finch), 5406 nucleotides long. RefSeq names its product EGF like repeats and discoidin domains 3 (gene EDIL3). The record is from RefSeq and is a predicted model, not a curated record. Lineage: Eukaryota; Metazoa; Chordata; Aves; Passeriformes; Estrildidae. Gene Ontology annotation, molecular function: calcium ion binding; signaling receptor activity. Gene Ontology annotation, cellular component: plasma membrane.